Harpegnathos saltator (Jerdon's jumping ant) is the source of this 3779-nucleotide messenger RNA. RefSeq lists its product as uncharacterized. The record is from RefSeq and is a predicted model, not a curated record. The transcript is spliced from 5 exons. Lineage: Eukaryota; Metazoa; Arthropoda; Insecta; Hymenoptera; Formicidae. Bases 1028 to 3373 code for a protein of 781 amino acids.
AAAAGAAUAAAGUAUAAAUAUUAACGGGGUAAAGGACGACAACGGCGACAACAAAAAAGUUAAAUAAUUAUUAUUGCCAGGAAGAUCGAGGUGUAUAUGUAUAUGUGUGUGUGUGUGUAUAUACGCGUAUAUAUAUACAUACAUAUAUAUAUAUGUAUACAUACGCCUAUACACAUGUGUAACACACAAAAGAUACGAAUACACACGCGCAUCCACUGUAAAUACAUAUAUUAUUACUUACACGACCGCGAAAGAAUAUACGUAUGUAGAUGUAUAUAUGUAUGCACACACUUAAAUAUAAAUACAACUAUGUGAGUUUAACACGUGAGAGAGGAGGCAAGACAGAGAGGGAAACAGAAAGCGAGAGUUAACGUGUGAGUGUGAGAGUGAGAGUGUGUAAAAAGGGACAGAGCGAGAGGGAAAGAGAGGGAAUAGGCUAAGGUAGGAAGAAACACAUGGAAAAAGAAAAAAAUCAAACAGUGGAAACGGCGAAGGCACAUCACGAAGAGAGAAGGAGAGAAAGGCACGGGGAGAUAUCGUCUGAUGGACAAAUUUCGAUCCAGGACAAACCGGAUAACACCGCAUUAGCGCGAUUCGUCUCGCGGACACUUGAAGACGCACCGCUACGUAACUUGUACACACGUCCACCACAAACAUACCAUCAUAUACACGCAAACACACACAUAUACACUCACUUGCCUUUGUCUAAUCUGUUGUGUGCUUGUACAUUUAUUUUCGUUCUCGCCAUUCCAUAUAUUUGGCCAAUCAGCUGGUUUCGUACAUUUUCAAUAUCACUUCGGCACGUGUACUGGACGCUAAUCCCGACGUCGCAAGGACGAAUCCGAAGGCAUCGGAGACAAAGCCACGCGAUAUAAAUCGGCAGGAAACGUACGCGUGAAAAGUCGUGGAGAAAUCGCGAGAGGGAACGCACCAAGGUCCUAGGAUCGCGCAGCAUCGGCUCUUAUCGUGCAAGUUCAAGAGUCGCGGAUUUAAAGUCAAAUCGCUGAAUCGGUUGGUACGUGCGAAAAUGGAGGAUUCGAUCCAAUACAUAAACGACAUGAUAACAGAGAGCCAUAUAAACGCGUCUGCAAAUAACUUGAACAAAAUAUCCAACUCGAAUGUGAAAGAUAUAGCAUUUGUGUGUCAGCAUUGGAAACAGCACUGUGACCUUUUGCAUCAACUGUUUCAUCCUAUGUAUGUGCAACUGGUAAUAAAACAUGAGGAACUCUCCAGCACAGAGAAAUUGACAAUACUAUUUAAGGACAAAGCGAGAGCGCACGAGAAAUCUCUAUGGACCCUAAACUUGGCGGACGACGCAGCUUGGAUAAAGAAGCUGCAGAUGACUAAUGAACGCAUUGAUAGAUUAAAAACGGCAUUAUUCGAUUGGGAAUUUAUAAAAAAUCAAUCCACCGAGAUGGCCGAUGAUAUCAUCCUGAUAAUGUUUCUGCACUCGGGAUAUCGAGAAGCAAUGGAGCUAGAAAAUGAAAUAGAAUACUUGAAAGAUCUUCAGGAUAAAAACGCAAAAGACUGCGCGGAACCCUCCAAAAUAUUGAAGAACGACACGAGUAAAGGCAACGAACGACUCGGGACUCAGACGAAUGAGGCUCAGGAGAAAGAAGCUAAGUUGGUGUAUGAAACAAAAUUGAAAGAAAUAAAUGACUUCCUGCAUAACAUGUACAAUAGCUAUUCUGGUCAAUAUGGAAAAUUGCUAAUCAUGAUGCAACAUGAAAAGAUUAAAAAACUGUCUGCUGUUAAGGAGACACUCGUCCGCAUUAACGACACGAAUGUCGAGGAGUUAAUGAUGGAAUUGUUGGAAGUACUAUCAAAUAAUGUUUACGAUUAUAUAAUAACAGUGAGACACCAGCUUCUCGUUGCGUAUAAUAAUUAUAACGAAAAGGCCAGUGAGCAGCAUCUUUCAUGUCUACAUGAACAGAUAGCAAUGUUUAAAGAGAUUUUCAUUGAACUUUGUACCACGAGCCCGGAUGCGAAGAAGUUGAGUGAAAAGAAAUGUCGGGUCGCAGAAUUAGAACAACAAUAUGCCCAACUUACCGAGAAGCCAGAAGAACGAUACACUGAAGACAUAAUAAUGUCCUUACGCGAAAGCAUGCGCAAGUGUAACGAAAAAAUAUCCGCUGUGAGCAAUCUAGCCCAGGAUAUAACGAUAGAAAAUACUUAUAACGUUCGAUUUCUCUUAUCCGAGAAGGACACGAAUACACUUUCGACAGAUUCAAUAGAAAAAUACAUAGAGGGUUAUACAUUGAGUAACGUAAUACUGGUAAAUGAUGAGAAAGAAAGCAAUACAAAGCAGUCUGGUGAUGGGAACGAGUUAAAUGAUAAAAAGGAAGUACAACACUCCAAAAAUGAUGAAACUCACAAAGAGCGAAUCGAGACGAAAAAGGGGGAGAGAAGAAAGGCAGAAAUUUAUGAGGGUGCUAAGGGUACGAAUGAGUUCAAAGAGAGAAAGUUGCAAGAUAAGAAGAAUGAGAUGCAAAAUCUGCGAAGUGAAAAUUUCAAGUUGGAGAACGAAAAUAAAAAUUUGGAGAUGGAGUGCAAGGUGUACGAGGAGAUACUGAAGAAGCUCAAACUUUCCGAUAACAUCCACAAGGUGUUGUGGGAUCAAAUAAAAAUAAACAAGGAUAUCAUGUUGAAAAGGCAAAGCAGUCUAAAUAAGGAUGAGUGGCUUUCCAAACAGCAGAGAUUUCACGCAUAUCUCAAAAAGAUACAUCGAGUGCAACGAGAAAUCAUAGAGAAAAACGAAAGCUGCAAUUUGCACAAAGAAAACUUAUCCUCGACGAAAUUUUCAAAUAUUCCCUCUAAUGAAAAACGAAGUUGCUUAGUUUGCUCGGCUUCCAAUGAAACCCUGUUGCAUGCCACGUCUGCUAUUUCUAUUAUUUCCAAACGAAUAGUCCUAGUAAGCGCGAUGUACCACGUGGUCCCGUUUAAGAAAUUAUUCGAGACUAUAUUGAACUAUAUAACAAUCGAAAGAAAUGUGGAACUUACGAGAAGAAGGAAACUACAUGUCGAGUGGAAGAGGAGACAGGGGAGACGAGCGAAACGAGUGAGACGAACGAAACGGACAAGACAAAGGAAGUCGCCGGGAAUAAAUAUGGAACUAAUGGAACAUAGAAAAUUACUUAAUCACAAAUAUGUCGACUCUCUUGCGAAAGAGAUAAACAUCAUGGCGCCAUUAACGAAAAAUAGGAACGAUAUAUCCAGUGGAUACGUGAAUACCAUUAAAGAGAGUCCCGACGAUGAAGAAGUUUGUUCCAAAACUAUGUCUUAUAUUAUAGAUGCUAUCAACUCUUGUACAAUUAAGAAUGAGGACGACACUGAUAUGUGCAAGAACAUAGAGGACUUUUUCAGGGCCGAGUAAAGUGAAGUUAGAAAACCUAUUGAAACGAAGGCGCCCACGAUGUGCGGAUUCAAAUCACAGGAUCAUGAAGGACACUGAAGAGAAAGGAAGAAGAAGAGAAAUGGAGAGGGAAAUAUAUAUAUCCAAUUACCUAGCGAUUUCGCGUCUCGGUCGUGACUCAAACAUCGAUGUCUUCGUUAUCACGAAGUUAUCUUGCGCGCACGGAGAGACGGACUGACUCGUCUUCAGAGAGUAACGAAAGGGCGAAAGAGUCAGCAGCAAUGGCGUAUGCCAGCCAAACGGAAGUGGCAGCUAAUUCGACAGCAACAGCCACUGAGACGACCAAUCUUCCCGUCUGCGCGUCACUCUCAGAUCCAUCUUCAUUGUCAUUGUAUAUCGUUACGCGACAUCUCGUCAUUCACGCGGC